Sarcophilus harrisii (Tasmanian devil) is the source of this 710-nucleotide messenger RNA. Its product is annotated as serine palmitoyltransferase small subunit A-like. Gene Ontology annotation, biological process: ceramide biosynthetic process. Gene Ontology annotation, cellular component: serine palmitoyltransferase complex. Gene Ontology annotation, molecular function: serine C-palmitoyltransferase activity. Bases 169 to 384 code for a protein of 71 amino acids. The record is from RefSeq and is a predicted model, not a curated record. NCBI's taxonomy places the organism in Eukaryota, Metazoa, Chordata, Mammalia, Dasyuromorphia, Dasyuridae. The transcript has 2 exons.
AUACAGAGCCACAAGGAACGCGAGGCCGGCGUCAGCUCGCGCGCGAAGCCCAGCGUGCGGGGUGACGUACGUUUUGUCAGGCUGAAUGGGCUGUGUGCGCCUCAGCUGGAAGCGCGUGUAGACCGCGGAGGAGGCUCCCGGAAGACUCCUUUCUCUGUGGAAGUUCUAAUGGCUGGCAUGACGCUCGGAAGGGCUUGGCGACAGAUGUCUUGGUUCUAUUACCAGUAUCUGCUGGUUACCGCUCUCUACAUGCUGGAACCCUGGGAGAGGACUGUCUUCAAUUCCAUGUUGAUUUCCAUUGUUGGAAUGGCAUUAUACACUGGAUAUAUCUUCAUGCCUCAACAUAUCUUGGCAAUAUUACAUUACUUUGAAAUUAUACAGUGAAUACAAUGUGCUCAAGAAGCAACAGACCAGAGAUCCAUUGAAAGGAAGAAGCAAUCUCCCUUGGUUAAAAUGAGACUUCAGCAGAUUCCAGACAUAUGUUAUUAAUAUAAAGACUAAAUUCCAUAUUAGUAGGACAAAGAAGCGAUUUUGACUCAUGUGUUGUAUUCAUUAUUCAAAUAUUCCCUUCUAUGAUGGUUUUGUCUUUUUUGACAUUGUGUUGUUUGUAUUCUAAAUAUCAGUAUUUUCUUAACCUUUGAAACUUGUUUCACUAUUGUUCUGUGAAAGUGUUUCUUAAUGUAACAUUGAAUAAUUUUGAUUGCCUUCUA